UAGGGAAAUGAAAGCUAACACGUGGAAAUAGUGAAUUGUCGUAUUUUGCUUUUACUUCAGGGUGGUUUAGUGCCUUUUUUAAACCGUGCCUUGUCAACGGCGACUCCGUAUAUUUCUCGAAAAGUGACAGUUUCCUCUCAGCAGGCUCGUGAGCGGGUUUAUUUCACUAUGGCGGACAACGUAGACGAUGAUUCUCUGUACAGAAUUAAAGAGGGGGACUACGUUGUGUUGAAACGGGGAGAUAUCUUCAAAGCUGUGCAAAUUCAGUCAACGAAGAAGGUGAUUUUUGAGAAGCAGUGGUUCUUCCUGGAUAACGCCGUGGAUCAGCUGUACAGCAGCACGUUUGAGAUCCUUGCUGGAGGGAUCCUGCAGCCUCUGAAGCCCAAAGACACAGAGAGCUCCACCGGUGUGUCACCUGCUGUUAAAUAGACCCACACACAGUGUCGGGGAGACAAACUAUCACCUACUGCACAAUGAAAAGUAGCUAAAUUACAUCUUAAAGGGAUAAAU
Messenger RNA from Plectropomus leopardus (leopard coralgrouper), 510 nucleotides. The record is from RefSeq and is a predicted model, not a curated record. NCBI's taxonomy places the organism in Eukaryota, Metazoa, Chordata, Actinopteri, Perciformes, Serranidae.